This is a messenger RNA of Amoebophrya sp. A25, 7320 nucleotides long. The record is from the annotation of a GenBank genome assembly. NCBI's taxonomy places the organism in Eukaryota, Dinophyceae, Syndiniales, Amoebophryaceae.
AUGGCUGCUCUUGCUGUGGAUCCGGCGCCGCCGCCUGUUGUGGUGGUGUUGGAUGAUGAUGAAGAAGUUCCAUGGAAGUAUGUCUACCAUGAGGAGAAUCCGAUGGCACUUGCUUUUGAGGUUUUUGGAGCUUCUGCUUCUGGGAAGCCAAUUGUCACGACGGCCAUGAAUCUGUACGUCCUCGGUGCUCCGUUGAACAUGAUAGAACAUCUGUGGAGCGCGGCAAAGCAGCAUCCGGCUUUUUUCGAUAACGCUUCCAACUUCAACUUCGGAAAACUGCGAGGCACGGCCUCUGAUCUUGUUGCUGAAUGCUCCAGCAAGUGCAACAGCCUGAACGGUGACCACUACUACCUGCGUUCGACUUUGGCGCGCAGUAGGGCGCUCGAAGGUCUGUCUUUUCUCAAUCGUAGCGAACAAGGAAAAGAGGAACUCGGUAGGGAUCAGAUGUCCCUCAAUCUGCUGCUUCGAAUUUUCCCGAUCCGCGUGCAGAAUGUGACGAAGAGUCGCCGAACAUCAGGAGUUCGUGAUCCGGAGGGUCUUGCGAAUAUCUUAAUCUUCGCAACGAUGUUGCUCGACGUUUUUGAUGAUGCUCGUGUUGCAGCCAAUCUUGCCCGGGAUGUGUUGACUGAUGUGGGGGCUACAAAUAGCCGCGCUAUCGAGGAUCGUAUCAACGCAGGCGAAGUGGCCAUGUUUCCGGGUACUACCUUCAAUCGCGAAGUCUCUUUGAGUGAGAUUAAUCUGGAGCAGAAGAUCUCUCAGCAUCUUUUAGACCUUGGGCUAGGGUUUCUCUGAAAACUCAAAGUCUUUGGUGGAUAAGGGUGCAACUUGCUCGCUGAGUCUUCUCAGACUAAUCUCCUCUGGUUUAUCUCUACUGUAGUGCUCUAUUAACUAAGAAGUCUUCUUAGUCUCUUUGAAGAAAGUAGUGGAGGUUCCUACCUGCUAGAAUAUUCCAAAAUAAUUUAGAUUUUUUAGAAAAUUUAGACUUUUUGUAUUUGAACCUCAUAAAAUCAAAACUUUAUGCUCAUAUGCGUACGUAUGCGUGCGUAUGCAUAUGUAUGGAUAGGUAAGGUUGAAUACUCUUCCUUAUUUAUAGUUGCGUGCUCUUGUGACAUAUUGAGCGAAAUACCCUGUAGCUCUUCUAGGAUAAUUUUGAGCACUCAUAUUGCGUAAGAUAUCGCACGGAAGUGACGAGCUGCAGUCUGCGUAUGCUCAUCUAUGCGCAUAUAUGGGCGACCACCCGCUGCGCGUUUGAUCUCUUAUCUAACAAUCUACUUCUAUUUCUCUAAAGUUUUUACUAGUUCAUAAAAUUUAGAUUAUUUAGAACUCUCAACUUUUAAGAACACUCCAGAUUUUCACACGAUCGGAGCUUGUACCGCAAAGAAGUAUCUGGCGUUAGUGAUACAACAUGGGUCGGAGGUCUUAUUAGAUAAGACCGCGCGGCUUUUGCGGAGAUGUUACGCGAAGACUAUUUCAACGGAGGCAACACAACUUGGAGCAGGUGCAAUGUUACAUUUUGAUCCUUAUCGCAGAUUGAGAAUCAAGCAUGAGACUUCGCGGAGGCAUAGCCACAGCUUCAUGAUCUUUCAUACACUCGAGGAAGUUCUUCUCUGACAUAUUUGAGAUAACAAGCUUCAUCAAGAACUUCCAUAACCUCACCCUCUACGCCAGGUUGGGCGCGCAAGCGAGCGGAAGUAAGCGCUCGAGGCGUGGAGAUCAUUCAUGAUCCUGCAUCGGCGCCGGUGGGGCAUCCUUUAGGGAGUUUCGCGAGCAAGAUUGCGACUCUGCGAACCAGAGACGAGCUCGACUCGAAUACUCAGCGUGCGAAAAUCCAUCUAGUCUGGGGCCACAUCAUCUCCCUAUUAACUCUAAAAGUUCGCGACCGGCGCCUGGUAGAACAGCUGAAGAAGAAGCCGACUGGGCUGAAAGGCGACGGGGUAACGAUAAAGGGUCGCAAGUAUGAGUGCUGCCGUGUGCGAGGCGACUUCUAUCAUGAAGGGAUCUAUCAGACGCUCACUCUGCCUCCGUUCUUGGUGCCCCAGUUUAGCGACAAGGAUAUGGAUGAAGUAUUGCAGUCGGAGGUUCGUCUUCGUCGAGACAAGAAGUCGAAGGAUGACUUCGUGCUGAAUUGUGAGCAGGCUGCUGUGUGUGAGCGGGUUUCGGCGUUAAUUUCACCUGUGCCGCUUAUUUUUCAGCGACCGGCGCACAUCACCGGCGAUCGCGGAAGUACACAGCGCGGAUUUUAUCAGUGGGCGACGCUCGAGGCGUGCCUUCCCGUCUUCUACAACCUUGACGUACAUCACAUCUCUUCGAACGAUAUCAAGCAUCUGGCUCAGCUAAUCCUUCCGCGGGAUUUUCACCGAUUCCCGAAAAUCAGAAGCACUGCCGGUGGGUCGCAAUCUGUGAAACUCGCUGACUAUCUGAAUCGCUUCCACCAGCUUCCUGAUAGCGACGUGAUGGAUUUGACUGCAGAAGUGCAGGCAGACCUCUUGCACGUUUUAGGAUACACUCCGGACCAGACUGAAUAUGCCGCGCGUGCGAAGGAUCACGCGUAUACACUAGUGCCGAAGAUUUCGACUAUGUGUCAGCAGAAGCGGUUCGCAAAGGACGCAUUUUGUGCAGAUUUUGUGGGAGAAUACUGGGAGUUGUUGCUAGUAGCUGUAGUAGCAUGCUUGCGAAAGAGGAACUCGCGGCUCUUCAAUGUUCCUCUGAAGGAGGUGUUGACGAGGCCGAAUGGAGGCGACCACGUCACCGCUUCCUUCCCGGUGUCGCAGAUGAACCUCAUGUACAUGCGACUUGAUGAAGAGGACGCCGCUGAUGCGCAGGAGGAGAUGGGUGCUUUGAGCUAAAUACUUCAUAGGCUUAGAAACGUAAACUAAUUUUUUACUUGCUUUCUCUGUUAUGAAGUAUCCUAGUAUCUUCAAGUCGCAAGCGUCUUUGUGUCACUUUGUUGCAGUUUUCGUCGGUGUUUGUCAUCGUCUCUCCUUCUAUUUUCACUGAGGGAGGAGCUUUUUGUGGAAAUUAUUUUCGUAGGAAAAAUGGAACCAAGUCAAGCGUCACUUUCUUGGGAUCGUAACUACCCCGCCACUUUUCCAGAUAUGUACGUGCAAGAUGCUGACCGGAGUGACGAACUGGCACAGGAGAAAGAAGACGAUGCUGAGAGAAACGCAGCUACCCGCGCCCGGAUCGGCUUGAAACAGAACAAAUCUUUGGAAAAUGUCGCAAAGGAUGGCAGCUUUUUAGCUGGGUCGAAGCACCGCGUCCGGGCGGCGCAGCGCGCUACAACCGCGACUCACCGUGGGGCGUCAGAUGACAGAGAGUCUGUGCGCGCAGUCGCGCGGCCAAGCGAGAUGGUAAUCGAUCAGGCCCUCUUGUGCGUGAUGUGCCGGCUUUUGAGCGAGCCGUUUUCCAAGCUUUCCGUACUGGUUUUUCGCCAUUGCAUACGGCCGAAUGUCUGGCUUCACACUCUCGGGAUCACGAUGUGUUGGCGAAAUUUUUGCGCGCGGAAGGGUUUUUUUGCGGAGCAUUAUUGUUGCUUGUGCGAGCAGGGGCACCUUUUGCAUGACAAGGUUCCUCGAAGAAUCUUGCAGGUCGAGUGUGACUAUUUUCCCGGCACCGAGGUCGUAGCGGAAUUGAUGGGGACCUUCGUCGAAGAGGUAAGUGCUGACGCUGUUUCUUCUUGUGGUGCGCCGGCUUGUCUUAACUUCAUCUUCGACGAAAGUUGGCGCUGUUAUGAGCAGGCUAUUCUCCAGAGAAAAAGCAAGACUUUAGUGAUUCUCACAGAAGACCUCUACUGAUUCUCACCUUGAUGCUACUCCCCUCGAGAAUUUCUGGCUCUUGAUGAUAUACCCAUACUCUUUCUUUUACCUACACAACCUCAGCAACUCGCGACCAGCUUGAGGACUGGCAGAGUGGCAAUGUCGUUGUGGUAUCGGCCUCUCAUGUACGCUGAGGAUGGCGUUUGGAAUUGCACGCUUAGCGAACUACGGGAGCAAGCAAAGCUGAAGAACCUCGGCCCUAGCGUUGAUUGGAUCCUCUCCGAACCUCUACACUUCGUCUCGAGUGAGGAGCACAAUCUAGUGCUGUACGGGAAGCAGCGUUUUCGGUAUGCGCACAACAUUUUACCUCAGACCAGCCUUCAUCUGGCGGGUCCUCAUCCAGCUGAACUACCUCGUCCGGAUGUAGCAGAGAUGCCGUCUGGCAUGUUUACGAGUAUGAACACGCAGCCCGUCGUCUCUAUCGUCGAGUUUGAAGAUACCCUCGCGCAACGCAUCAAAGAAGCUCGCCUACAAAUAUCGCAGCAGGCGCGUGACGUUGUUUUCUACCUCAUGAAGAUCUACAACUCACACAUCGUGCGGGAAAUGCGUGAGAAGCUGGACGCGGGAAAAUCGAAGGAGUUCGUGGAGACCAUGACGGCGUGGCAAGCUGUCAACCCUCUGGGAGACAGAGACACUGAGGCAAAGUUUGCCGACCUUUCCCGCGCCGCAAAGAAUGCGAAUAACAGCGGAUACCUCAAAGGGGUACUAUAUUACGCUUAUAUCUUUGCGGUAUAUAUUUCCUCUGAAGCUCUUUGAGUGUCUCACUCUUUAAGCGAUGACUAUUGGUAGGGCUUGUCUCUUCGUGGAUUGGGCGUAGAGUGCGUGGCCAUCGAUGGCUCUGAGUAGGCUAGUCUCUGUCUUGUGUCUAUUCUUAGCAGAUUCAUAACAAUGGAGUCCUUGAAUUUUUUGGAGUCAUGUUCCUCAGCUAGAGCGUGAGCUUGUUAAAAUUGUCACCAUAACACGACCUGAACUCUCACCGCAGCAGCACUUUCCGUGGCAUGUCGCGGAGAGCCUCGCUCCGACGUGGUUGCCAUUUCUAUCGCCGGAGAUGAGCGCUAAAAAGCCUCGAAACGUCGGCACCUCUCAGUCUUUUAGCGUUCUAGAUGGACGCGAACCGGCCGCCAGGUACGGCUGCGCGAAUUACGAGGAGCUGAAGCAGAAGAUUUGGCCAGAAGGGUUAGACUUCGAGAUCAAUACCAUCGGACUACACGCGAUGAGUAGCGUUUUUUGCUGGUGGGAGCUGUAUGGCAUCAAAGACAUUCCUGCAGAGGAGAAUCCAGUGGAGCACUUGAAAAACUGGCUGAAGAAACACCCAAAGCCGAAGCUAGAAGAAGUCCGCGAGGAAAUCCAAAGAACCUGCGCAGUGCAAGGGACAGACCACACGCUUACCCUCGAGCAGAAGAAGAGCCUGGCGAGCUUCGUCUGCAAUAUCCAGAACGUUCCGUCCAUUUUGGUGGCUGAGUUCAUCAUCUAUGAACAAAUCGAAUUUCUCAAGCAGGACACAGUUGAUGCGCAGUUAUUGUGGCAAGGUGGCGAACUUGUUUGCAUUUGGUUGCUCGGCAUUCAUCAACAGUUCCGAAAGAUGAAGCGGCCUCUCAUCGUUCGCACCUGUGGACACGGUAAGCUGAGCGCUUUUCUGGUAGUGGAGGUAUUAGUGAAGCUGCGGGUUCUCGUCUGCAUUGAGCUGGAUUUCAUCGAGUUCGUCGUGGAACGAAUCAAGAGCGUCAAGGAGACCUCCAUUGAUGUGGACGAGGAUGAAGGAGAAAUUGACGAGGACGCAAUGGACAUUUGUGAGGAUGGUCCAAAAGAUAAGCCUGCUGAAGCGAAAGAACGAAGUCGAGCCCUCUCUGGUAUUUAUAUCUUUGCAGUCUUACUCUUGUGAUUUACUUGCCUGACAGUACAGACCCCACUACUUUCAUCAUACACGCCGCACCUCGCGCAGCAUACUAAGCACAAAGCUUCAAACGUGACGACCGUAUACCUCACCGCCCAACACUUUACAGCCCGUCCGCUGGGCAAAGGAAUUGACGCACCAGUUCCAGGAAUUGACGUGCCGAUGGAAGAGGCCCGCUUCUUCACAGUUCCGUCUGGUCGUGACUGCUACCGGUUUCCAUUCCCGAUCAAAAGUGGACGCGCGCAGGAGUCAAAGCUGAAGGGCUUGUUGGUUUUAAGCGACAAGAUCAUCCACCCGUCCGGGCCAAAUUUCGGCAGUCUGGAAAUUGUGUACGAUGCGCGGUGGGUGACGGGGCCAGCGGACUGUGUUUGCGUUGAUCAACGGGACGCGCAUAACUGUCAGCCAGUUGCGCUUGCAGAGCGAUUUGGGUUUUUCGAUGAACAGAACAAGUUUGCAGACGGGCAUCGUUCGAAUAGAAAGAAACAGUACAUCGACUGCUGUUACUUGGUUGCGCGGGAGUUCCCAGUGCUCGUCAAUCUUCUUCGUGGUAGAAGCUGGAAGGUGACGCGGGACCAUCUAAUACACGAGCCAAUAGUUGUGGAUGAGGAUGCACCAGCAGAAGUCAGAAAUGAGGCACAGAACGGCGACCAGGCAUCAGCGAACAAUCUGCACCCGGCUGCGGGGCUCCUUGGAGGUGCUACGUCGAGUAGCAGUAACCAGCACCCCGAUCUGUUUGAGGAACGACUGCUACCCCGUGAAGGUGAGGCUGUGCAGAUGAGUAAAACGUCUCGGGAGCAGGCUGAGGCGGUGCCUGCGCAAACAUCUAGUAGUUCCACAGGCAAGGGCAUUCCCGUGCAAGAGCCCCCGCUCAUUCUGAGUGAGGACCUGGACGACGUGUUUGAGGACGAGAUGGAAGCAGACUUGUUUGGUUUCGUUACUGAGAACACGCCUGCACAUGAUGCCGCUGUAGAUGCUGCGGCGGAUCCUCUUCAGCCCGGUUUGGAGGACGAGCCGAUGCCACAGGCCGCUGAGCCGGCGCUGGUUCCUGAGCUAUCUAGUGCUGAGACUGAAGUGAAGCUAUUUGAGUCGUAUGCCGAGCUCUUCCCGAAGCUUCAGCUGACUUUGAGGCAAUGGGUGGAAGUUUGGUUUAUAAUGCGCAGAGGCAUCGCGGAAGCGGAGGGUUAUUUGCUGAAGAAAGACUUUUUCGAGAAGAAACAGGUGAAAGUUGGCGACGAAGUGCAAGAAAUGCCAGUAUCGACGCUCGAGACGACAGCGGCCAGAGCAGUGCUGCUGUUGAAAGAAGCAGAUGCAACGCGAAGGCGCGCGGCUGCAGUGGUGAGAAACCUGCAGGAAGGCAACCUGACGCAGACAAGAGGCGCUGCGCAAAUGCAACCACAACCAAAAGCAAACCGCUUUGGGAAGCUAGUCGAUAAAGUUGCAGAUGGUGGAGCAAGUGCUUUGGCUACGAGCGUGGGAGCAGUGCGGGAAAUCGGCGGCAGAAGGCAGCAGCGGCAGCAGGGACUGGCGUCUAUCUUCUUUUCGCUCUGUUGUAGUUCAGUAUGUGGCUCACAUCGUUGUGAAUCUAAAAGAGUCUGCUGUGCCAUUCUUUAG